GGUAAAUGAAUUACAGAUGAGAUAGAGGAGGAGAGACAGAAAGCUGAGGAUGUAGUCUGGCUGGAUCCACAGCAUAAAACCCGACAGAGAUUAGUGCAUCUCAGCCAAACAACUUCAGUGGUUUCAUCUACUGCUUCGCGACGAAGAGAUGCGUUAAUCUAACACCCCCCUUCCUCGCUCCACGUUCUUGUCCUCCUCUGCCUCUUUCUCCCCCCAUCUCUAACGAGGAGCAUCCCGCGCACUGAUAUCUUUUCUUUUUUUUUUUUUUACUCCAUCCUUUUGGCAAUUUCAAGAGAACUGACAACAAGCCAGACACGAUGCGUGGAUAUUCCCACUGUGGGACAGCCGUGGGAUUUAUGGUACUGCUGAACGCGUUGCUGACAUUUACGACGCAAGCUACAGAAGGAGUCCUGACGGACCACCUUUUGGUUCAGCUGUAUGAGGACGCGCAGGAUGAGGCGCACCAAGUUGCAAAACAACAUGGGUUCCAGAGUGCACGGAAGCUUCCCUUUGGAGAGGGCCUGUUUCACUUCUAUCCUCAAGAGACUUCAAAGAGACGAAGUAAACGCAGCACUCGGAUCAAACAGCACCUCCAAACAGACAGAAGGGUAAAGAAUGUCUUCGAACAGGGAGGUUUCAGUCGUCAGAAGCGAGGAUACAGAAAUAUUAAUGAUAUAGAAGUUAACAUGAGUGACCCCCUGUUCACCAAGCAGUGGUAUCUGAUAAACACAGGACAGGCAGAUGGGACCCCUGGGCUGGACUUAAAUGUGGCUGAAGCAUGGCAGCUGGGGUACACAGGCAAAGGUGUUACCAUCGCAAUCAUGGAUGACGGUAUAGACUAUCUACAUCCAGACCUGGCAUCAAAUUAUAAUGCAGAUGCCAGCUAUGAUUUCAGCAGCAAUGACCCAUUCCCAUUUCCACGAUACACAGAUGACUGGUUCAACAGUCAUGGCACACGAUGUGCUGGGGAGGUUUCUGCAGCAGCAAACAAUAACAUCUGCGGUGUGGGAGUCGCCUACAACUCCAAGGUGGCAGGUAUCAGGAUGCUGGACCAACCUUUUAUGACUGACAUCAUUGAAGCAUCAUCCAUCAGCCAUAUGCCCCAAGUUAUUGACAUAUAUAGUGCCAGCUGGGGGCCAACCGAUGAUGGCAAGACGGUAGAUGGACCUCGAGAACUUACACUGCAGGCUAUGGCUGAUGGGGUCAAUAAGGGGCGUGGAGGAAAAGGCAGUAUCUACGUGUGGGCAUCAGGGGAUGGCGGCAGCUAUGACGACUGCAACUGUGACGGUUAUGCCUCCAGCAUGUGGACCAUCUCGAUCAACUCUGCGAUCAACGAUGGCCGCACUGCUCUGUAUGACGAAAGUUGUUCCUCCACUCUGGCAUCUACAUUCAGCAAUGGACGAAAACGGAACCCAGAGGCUGGAGUUGCUACUACAGAUCUGUAUGGAAACUGCACACUGCGUCACUCUGGAACAUCCGCAGCAGCACCAGAGGCAGCAGGCGUCUUUGCACUGGCUCUUGAAGCUAACCCUAACCUGACAUGGAGAGACAUGCAGCACCUGUCAGUCCUUACCUCAAAGCGAAACCAACUACAUGAUGAAGUCCACCAGUGGAGAAGGAAUGGCGUUGGUCUGGAGUUCAACCACCUUUUUGGAUACGGUGUGUUGGAUGCUGGGAGCAUGGUGAAAAUGGCCAAGGAAUGGAAAACGGUCCCAGAGCGUUUCCACUGUAUAGCUGGAUCCAUUCAGGACGCCCAUAAAUUUCAGUCUGGCAAUAAGCUGGUGCUUGCCAUUACCACUGAGGCCUGUGAGCGGAAGGACAAUUUCGUCCGCUACCUGGAGCAUGUCCAGGCUGUAGUCACUGUCAAUGCCACCCGCCGUGGGGACCUCAACAUCAACAUGACCUCACCAAUGGGCACAAAGUCCAUACUAUUGAGUCGAAGGCCCCGUGAUGACGACUCCAAAGUUGGAUUUGACAAGUGGCCCUUUAUGACCACCCACACCUGGGGGGAAGACCCCCGUGGAACCUGGAUCCUGGAGGUGGGAUUUCGGGGUGAGCAGCCUCAGCAGGGAGUCUUAAAGGAAUGGACUCUCAUGCUGCACGGAACACAAAGUGCUCCUUACAUAGACCAGAUUGUGCGUGAUUAUCAGUCCAAACUUGCAAUGUCCAAAAAGGAAGAGCUGGAGGAGGAGCUAGAUGAAGCUGUAGAGAGAAGUCUGAAAAGCUUGAUGAGUAAAAACAACUGAAAGAAAAAUAUAAUCUGCAUGUUGACAAUUCCUUCAAUUUUACUUGUAUUUUUAAGUCUCUCUCUAACCUCAGUCUUACUGCAUCACAUUUGUUUCUUUUUUGGGGGGGGUUCUCAGUGUUUCCCCCCUUCUGUCUCUUGCUCUGCCUCUGUCCUUUCUUUGUUUUUGUGAUCAAAUUUCCCUAAGCCACCUUUGAUGAGUGUUUCUCCAAACAAUCAUGACAAAAGAAUAUCCUUGAACAGUUUAUUCUUUUUAGAGAAAAGCAAAACUAUAUCACCAGAAUUUUACAUAAAUGUAAUGAAUUGUAUAUAUACCAAGUAGAAGCCAACCUUUCAUGUUCUUGCUUUGAUGCCCUGCACCUUCUAUUGCCAAAUGCUGUACAGUUAUUUUUUUCUGUGACUGUUAAUGAUUUUCUGUCACAUUCUACUUAAAGUUUAAACCUAUUGCAAACAGAGCAGUGAUACUUCUUUCCGUCUUUUUAUUUUGUGAAAAUUUUUGUAAACAAGGAAAAGAAUGUGUGAUUUAUUUUGCAAAGUAUGGUCAUGAAUUCAUAUUCUAUAACCUUUGACAUAAUACUAUAAUAAACCUAUUCAGCUAUUUAUUAAAGUAUUU
Messenger RNA from Cyprinodon variegatus (sheepshead minnow), 2858 nucleotides. RefSeq names its product proprotein convertase subtilisin/kexin type 2 (gene pcsk2). The record is from RefSeq and is a predicted model, not a curated record. The coding region runs from base 318 to 2246 and encodes 642 amino acids. Gene Ontology annotation, molecular function: serine-type endopeptidase activity. The transcript is spliced from 12 exons. NCBI's taxonomy places the organism in Eukaryota, Metazoa, Chordata, Actinopteri, Cyprinodontiformes, Cyprinodontidae. Gene Ontology annotation, biological process: protein processing. Gene Ontology annotation, cellular component: Golgi membrane; trans-Golgi network.